AUGCUGUCUUCCUUGUUCAAUGUAGCCGCUCUGGCUCUUGUGGCCGAUGUAGCUUCUGCUGCCGCUGUGAGCUCUUCCAGCAAGCUCGCGGCCUCCAAGACUGCCGGCUCAACUGCUAGCGACGUCUUCCCUCCGGCAAGCACCAAGGUCAACACUUCUCUCUUCCCUGACGAGUCAAAAGUCGGCUUCCCCGGUCCUACCCCGACUGGGCUAGAGGGCGACGCUAUCCAGACCGCUCCCCUGUACCCAUACAACUCGGCUGCCGCUGCCGCUUUCCCGCUGGCUGUGCCUCAGCCCCAUGGCUCGUCUGCUUUUGGCGACAAGUUCGACAUCACAAAGUACUGGGGCAAUCUGAGUCCCUGGUAUUCGGUCUCAUCUGCCGACUAUGGUCUCUCCGAAGCAAGUCCCUUGAUUCCCGAUGGUUGCACCAUCAAUCAGAUGCUCUUGCUGUACCGUCACGGUGCUCGUUACCCCACCAGCGGUGCUGGUCCCUCAACCUUUGCUCAGAAGGUCCACAACGCUACCGCUUCGGGCUUCAAUGUGACUGGCGAGCUGACUUUCCUGGCCGACUGGACUUACAAGCUCGGCGCCGAGCUUCUUACUCCCUUUGGUCGUAGCCAGAACUUCCAGCUCGGUGUCGAGUACCGUCAGCUGUACGGUGAGCUCCUGAACAACUUCACCUACCAAGACGCCCUUCCCGUCUUCCGCACCGAGUCUCAGGACCGCAUGGUCAAGACCGCCGAGAACUUUGCUGCUGGUUUCUUUGGUGUCCCUGAAUACCUCGACCAGGUCAACAUCGAGAUCUUGGUCGAGAACUCGACUGUCAACAACUCGGGUGCUGCCUAUGAGGUCUGCCCCAACUCCAACAUCGCCAGCCGUGGUAGCAUUGGUAGCACCGUCGCCAACAAGUUCGCCGUCAACGCUUUCAAUGCCACUCUCGCCAGACUGAACUCUCAGGUUUCUGGUGCUCUCAACUUCACCUAUGUCGACGCCAUUGAUAUGCUGCAGCUCUGUUCUUAUGAGACCAACGCUCUCGGUUACUCCAAGUUCUGCGGUCUCUUCACCGAAGAGGACUUCAUCAACUACGAGUACUACUACGAUCUGUCCUUCUACUACAACAACGGACCUGGUUCGCCCGUCGCUGCUGCUCAGGGCAAGGGUUUCCUCCAGGAGUGGCUCGCUCGCUUCACCCACACCUACCCCGAUGCCACGUCUGCUCUCAACAAGACCUUUGACAACUCUUCGACUUACUUCCCUUUGAACCAGUCCAUCUAUGCUGAUGCUACCCACGAGGUUAUUGUCCUCGAUACCCUCACUGCUUUCAACUUCACCGCCUUGUUCAGCGGUCCCCCUCUCAGCGCCACUGGCAACACCGGCACCAACUCUUUCGUUGCUAGCAAGCUGGUUCCCUUUGCCACUCACUUCACCACUCAAAUCAUGACUUGCCCCUCCAGAAACGUGACCAAGCAAAUCCGCUUCCUCGUCAACGAUGCGGUCAUUCCCGUCUCGGACUCGCAUGCUGGCUGCCCCGUCGACAAGGAUGGUCUGUGUCCUUUCGACACCAUGGUCAACGUCUUGAAGAAGAGAGUCAACGAGAUCAACUUCAACUACGACUGCUACGCCAACUACACCGCCACUGCUGGUGUCAACUACAACGGCCGUGCUCCUACUUCCUAG
Molecule: messenger RNA, 1677 nt
Organism: Aureobasidium namibiae CBS 147.97
Lineage: Eukaryota; Fungi; Ascomycota; Dothideomycetes; Dothideales; Saccotheciaceae
Product: histidine acid phytase
Exons: 2
Coding region: 1-1677 (558 amino acids)
Molecular function (GO): acid phosphatase activity
Source: RefSeq, a predicted model, not a curated record